Messenger RNA from Galleria mellonella (greater wax moth), 959 nucleotides. Its product is annotated as tetraspanin-10-like. Gene Ontology annotation, cellular component: membrane. The record is from RefSeq and is a predicted model, not a curated record. Lineage: Eukaryota; Metazoa; Arthropoda; Insecta; Lepidoptera; Pyralidae. The coding region runs from base 75 to 884 and encodes 269 amino acids. The transcript has 6 exons.
GUGACAUUUAAUGUUACAAAUAACCUUAAUUUUCCUUCAAUUUCAUAUUUGAAUAAAUUUAUUAAAAAAAAAAUAUGAUGAAGAACAGCGGACUGGUUUUGUUUGCUUGCGCUGGUUUAUUACUUAGCGGGGGUGCCGUCCUCGGCGGUUCGACAGCAUGGAGUCUCCUUCGCAUGUCCUACUACUUCUGGACGUCGGAUUUGGGUGUGGAGCUUGGCUCGAGCGUGCUAUUCAUUACCGGUGCCCUGCUCUGUUUGCCAACGUGCUGGCUCUCCACCUUGGUGCCUUACCAUGUUAAAUCGAUGGCACUUAUGGCAACCCUGAUGGGUUUAGUGACAGUUGCAAUGCUGAUGCUGUCCAUGGGACUGUCCUCAAUCACAGGAUUGUCGCGCGCACUCCGAGAACCAAGCGGACUAAAUAGCAGCAUGCUAAGAGCGAUGGCAUUUAACAGCUUCGACCCUUCAGUCAAGAGUGCCUUUAGUGCUAUGCAAAUUGAAUUAAGGUGCUGCGGAGUGCAAUCGUACUUAGACUGGUAUCAGCAUCGCCGAACAUUACCGCCUGCUUGCUGUGGCCGUAUAUGGAAUGGAAAGCGCGGCGAGCAGUGCGAUGUACCUCUAUAUGGAACUGGAUGUCUACGUCCUGCACUCGCUGAGCUACGCCGCUACACCAACGCACUCUCUGCUCUCGCUUCCGCCAUUAUUAUCGUUAUGGGUGUGACAUUGUUUACAACUGCUUACAUUUUGGUGACCAAUGUGGUGGAGCGAAAUGAGGCGCGUGUCUUUAAACCAAUGCAGCCACUGCGCGUCGCCUGUGUCGCCGCGCACCCUCCCAUGGUAUCGCUGACGUCGCCUGCUGCACUCCCUAAUCUAACCCCACAAAUGUGAAAUCACUUGGCCUACUUUAUGUUCUGUAGUUAUCAUUGGUUAUUUAAAUGCGAGCAUGUCUUUUAUAAUAUCUAU